This is a messenger RNA of Cloeon dipterum, 1308 nucleotides long. RefSeq names its product tropomyosin 2 (gene Tm2). Gene Ontology annotation, molecular function: actin filament binding. The transcript has 10 exons. Gene Ontology annotation, cellular component: actin filament. The record is from RefSeq and is a predicted model, not a curated record. NCBI's taxonomy places the organism in Eukaryota, Metazoa, Arthropoda, Insecta, Ephemeroptera, Baetidae. Bases 210 to 1064 code for a protein of 284 amino acids. Gene Ontology annotation, biological process: actin filament organization; muscle contraction.
GGGUCUCUAUCCAUUUUUGGCUCCUCGAUCGCGGAUCGGGAGGGAGGGGGUGCCUGCCGCGCCACCAGCAGGCCGCCGAGUUCCUAGUGUGAGACAGGCCACGAAGAAGGAGAGCAGCUUCUUCAAGUCUGAAAGCACUCCAGGUCCGCCCUUUCCGCAGAUUAGUUUCAUUUUUCACCUGAGCAGCGAAAACCCCCCAGGCCACCGCCAUGGACGCGAUCAAGAAGAAAAUGCAAGCUAUGAAGCUUGAGAAGGACACAGCACAGGACAAAGCCGACACUUGUGAACAGCAGGCCAGAGAAGCCAACCUCCGUGCUGACAAGGUUGGAGAGGACGUGAAUGACCUGAAGAAGAAGCUAACACAGGUUGAGAAUGACCUUAUCAAGUUCAAGAACGACCUUGUCAUGGCCAACAAGGAGCUCGAGGACAAGGAGAAGACUCUCACAAACGCCGAGAGCGAGAUGGCCACCCUGAACAGGAAAGUCCAGCAGAUUGAGGAGGAUCUUGAGCGAUCUGAGGAGCGUUCCACCACCGCUCAGCAGAAGCUGAAGGAGGCCUCUGAGGCAGCUGAUGAAGCCGUCCGUAUGUGCAAGGUGUUGGAGAACAGAAGCCAGCAGGAUGAGGAGAGGAUGGAACAAUUGACCAACCAGCUCAAGGAGGCCCGUCUGCUCGCUGAGGACGCUGAUGGCAAGUCCGACGAGGUUUCCCGCAAGCUGGCCUUCGUUGAAGACGAGCUUGAGGUGGCUGAGGACCGCGUCAAGACUGGUGACAGCAAGAUCAUGGAGCUUGAGGAGGAGUUGAAGGUCGUGGGUAACAGCUUGAAGUCUCUUGAGGUUUCUGAAGAGAAAGCCAACCAGCGAGUUGAGGAGUACAAGCGCCAAAUCAAGUCCCUGAGCGUGAAACUAAAAGAGGCUGAGGCUCGCGCUGAGUACGCUGAGAAGUCGGUCAAGAAAUUGCAGAAGGAGGUUGACAGGCUGGAAGACGAUCUCUUCCAUGAGAAGGAGAAAUACAAGUCAAUCUGUGAUGAUCUCGACCAGACCUUCUCUGAACUUACUGGCUACUAAACUUGUUGUUGUUGAGCCAAAAUCUCUCAACAAAUAUAAGUCAACUCCCUUAAAAUCGGUCCUACAUUUAUUAUUGUUAAUACAAUACAAUUGAUCGAAAGUCAUGCGCACAGCCUUUGAUCAGGAUCACUUCUUUUUGGCUGCUCCACCGACAACUCUUUUUGAAUGAAAAUAUUUAUGCCACACGACGACAUUAUAAUAUAAUACUUCUCAAUUAAAAGCGUUCAGCUCGGCACAAAAAGAA